Messenger RNA from Salvelinus namaycush (lake trout), 3921 nucleotides. RefSeq names its product E3 ubiquitin-protein ligase DTX4-like. Gene Ontology annotation, biological process: protein ubiquitination; Notch signaling pathway. The transcript is spliced from 8 exons. NCBI's taxonomy places the organism in Eukaryota, Metazoa, Chordata, Actinopteri, Salmoniformes, Salmonidae. The record is from RefSeq and is a predicted model, not a curated record. The coding region runs from base 464 to 2704 and encodes 746 amino acids. Gene Ontology annotation, cellular component: nucleoplasm. Gene Ontology annotation, molecular function: zinc ion binding; ubiquitin protein ligase activity.
GCUAUAGCCUACCUACAAAUAAACCAAUACGCCUAACAUGUUUAGGGAAUACAGUGGAAUAAAGCUGUGGAACUCCUGACAGUUGUUGGUCUUUUCAGUGACCAGUGGGCGCUCGCUGCUUAUCUCUUACAUUUUAUCUAUUAAAAUAAUGCAUAAUGAAACCAUAUCUGGCACUUGUUACAGUAACCCACUUUAUUCAUGUUUGAUGUAUCCAAACUCAGUGCACCACCACCAUAGCACAUAGCAUCUUCACACACCCAAAUUGGAUUGUGCCAUAUAAAUGAUUUCAGUAGCCUAACCUAUACGUCAUUUUUCUGCAUACGGACCAAAAUGCAAGGAACCUGCUUGUUUUUUUGCCCUGCUAUAUGAAAAACGAUUCUAAUGAUUUAUUGAUUCGCUUGAACAAAGCAACGAAAUAUUGUUGUAUGCUACCUGUACGGGAUAUCAACAUGGAAGGAGUAGGAUGUUACUAGCGUCGGCCGUGGUGGUAUGGGAAUGGCUGAACGAGCACGGGCGCUGGCGGCCUUACAGCCCAGCGGUCUCUCACCACAUCGAGGCAGUCAUCCGCAACGACCCACGGGGUGGUAGUGUUGUCUUAGGCCAGGUGGACACUCGCCUCUCGCCCUACAUCGUCGACUUGCAUUCCAUGCACCAGUUCCGACAAGAUACCGGUACCCUCAGACCGGUGCGCCGCAGCUUCUACGACCCCACUUCGGCGCCGGGUCAGGGCUGGCUGUGGGAGUGGGAGAACGACACAGGCUCGUGGACAGCCUACGACACAGAGGUGGGCAUCGCCAUCCAGGCGGCACGCGACCGCCAGCAGCCCUGGCUGGACUUGGCGCCACUGGGAUUCUGCUACCUCAUCCACUUCCAGAGCAUGACCCAGAUCAACGGGCAGACGCAACGCUGCCGCCGCAUCCAGCGCCGCUCUGACCUGGCUUACCCACUUGUUUCGGGUCCCCUUCCCAAGUCACACCACGCCUGGGGGCCCGGCCCCGGGGCACUUUUGGGGGUGUCCGGAGUAGGCAUGGGGGUGGGGUUGAGCGGGAUGGGGAACGGGAACGGUAGCGCCUACCCCAGCGGCGCCUUGCCAGCCUCCGCAAUCACCUCCCUGGGCCAGCCCUGCGCCUGUCAGCAAUGCAUGCUGCUCCUAAGCGUCAAGGCGGGCGCCAUGGCAACAGCCCACACCCUGGGCAGGAGGCCACCCCAGAACAAGCCUCCCAGCCCCAAACUGGGUGGGGGUUACUCGGCCAUGGGGGGGUCCUACUCGCUCACCCUCCCCCGUCCCCCCUCCUCCAUGGGCAGGUCCCUUCCUCCCCACAGGACGUCCGUGGGCGGGGCUAGCGGUGGCUUGGGGGUCGGAGGGGGCGGUGGCUUUGCCCACUCGCUCUCCCUCCUGGGUUCGGCCACCGCUGCCCUGUCCCUCUCCUCCACCCGGCCCCCUCCCCCGCCUCUACCCCCUCUUCCGCCUCCUCCGCCUCCUCCGCCCUCCUCCAUCACCUCCAACAGUGCUGCUCUUACCCCCUCCUCUUCCUUCUCCAUGGCAUCCAUGGCUUCCUCUGCCCCUCUGUCGAUGCCCGUGCCCCCCCCUCCUCUCAUCUCCACAUCAGCUUCCUCCUGCACCCCCUCGCCCUCUGCCCGUGUCCUGGGGCCGGUGUCUUCAGCGGCGGCGGCCUGUGCCGCCCCCCUGCCUCCCCGUGCCAGCCUGGCUGGGCUGAGCCGACCCGCCCUGCAGCGCAUCGCCAUGGCCCAGUCCAGAGCCCUUAUCGCCUCCGGAGUCCCAACGGUUCCUGUGAAGAACCUCAAUGGAUCCAGCCCUGUCCACCCUGCAUUGGCAGGUAUUACAGGGAUCCUGAUGAGCGCCGCAGGACUUCCUGUCUGUCUGACCCGACCCCCCAAGCUGGUGCUCCACCCCCCGCCCGUCAGCAAGAGUGACAUCAAGCCCGUUCCCGGCCUCGGCCACUGCUGCCGCAAGACCACCAAAAAGCAGGCUCGCAAAGGCAAGACCCCUGAGGAAGUAGUGAAGAGGUACCUUCAGAAGGUCCGCAGCCCCCCAGAGGAGGACUGCACUAUCUGCAUGGAGGCCCUGCCUGGGCCCUCGGGCUACAAAGGCCCCGGUGUUGGGGGCAUCCAGCGGGCAGAGUCGGUGGGUCGCCUGGCCCAGUGUGGGCACCAGUACCACCUACAGUGUCUGGUGGCCAUGUACAACAAUGGCAACAAGGAUGGCAGCCUUCAGUGCCCCACCUGCAAGACCAUCUACGGCGUGAAGACGGGCAACCAGCCGCCUGGCAAGAUGGAGUACCACGUUAUCCCCCAUUCGCUCCCCGGCCACCCCGACUGCAAGACCAUCCGCAUCAUCUAUAACAUCCCGCCAGGCAUCCAGGGCCCUGAGCACCCGAACCCAGGCAAGCCCUUCACCGCCCGGGGAUUCCCCCGACACUGCUACCUCCCUGACAGCGAGAAGGGACGCAAGGUACUGAGGCUGCUGCUGGUGGCGUGGGACCGGCGGCUCAUCUUCUCAGUGGGCACAUCCAGCACCACGGGCGAGUCGGACACAGUCAUCUGGAAUGAGGUGCACCACAAGACGGAGUUCGGCUCCAACCUGACAGGACACGGCUACCCCGACCCAGGCCACCUGGACAACGUUCUGGAGGAGCUUAAGGCCCAGGGGAUCACCGAGGAGGAGUGCCUACCCAGAGACUGAGCUAGACGGGCUGAUGGGGAAACAGCAACAGAGAGACUUGUCAGACACUGGAGGGCAUGGCUAAAACAAUGAACAUACAGUCAGAGAGACAAAGAAUGGAGAGGGGGAGUCAUAGACAUAUGAAUAUGUUUUAAAAAAGAGAAGUACAGAAAUGAACACAGACGGUACAAUUGUGACACCCACAGAAACAGACAGCCUGAAAGACAGCAUACGAGAAGAAAUUAAUGAACCGAUGAACAGAUGAGCCAAAAAAAGAACCAACGGGACAUAAAACAAAUAGAGAAACAGACAAAUAGACUUUCUGGCUCUAGUUUCUAGGGACGCUAACUGAGGUACGACAUUAGAAACCCUCUGAGCAGGUGGGCUGUGGGUCGGCUCCGCUGCAUGGGUCAGUUGUAUGAUGGAAUGUAUAUUUUUUUUCUGCUACAUUAAUGGGGCUGUCACAAAAUGUAAUUCAGUGAGAGGUUUGAGGCCACAGGGCACAUGCAAUUCAUUGUUGGACAGAAGCUGUCGUUUAGACCCUGAGAGUUCGACAAGAAUGUACUGAAUCUUAAUUGGUCCAUUUGAAUUCAAUGGUGUACCAAGUUUACCAGAGCGGCUGUAAGUGGUAUGAUGAGCGCAAAAAAUGGGUAUUAAAGGGAAUAUGCUUAAUAGGGUAUUGAGUGGAAGAGGGCAAGAGAGAAUACUAGGCUUAAAGUAUUAGACCUUUGGCAGCAUAGUAACAAAUCUCUUGUUACAGAAAACAUAACCUAACAUAGCAGGCUUAAAAGAAUCGUCUGAGCGGCGUUUCUUUCUUUCUAGUCCUGACAAGAAAAUAAAAAACUGUUAGGGGAUUUUCUCUUCUGAAUCUGCACUGUUUAACCAAUCCAGUAAAUGUGGAGGAGUUGAGAUGGAGUGUCACCAAAGACGGUUAGCUCUGUGAUGUCGCCUCGUUAAAGUCCAAAAGAAGAAGUCCGUCUCUAUUUCCAUUUGCUAUGAAAACCGGAUGCAUCCGGUUGAACCUUCCCCACUGAGGGUGCAGAAAACUUUACAGAGAACGUUCAAAAUAUCUCAAGUUUAUGACUGGAUAUGUGUGAGCAUGAGUGUUUACUGCCCUCUAGUGGUACUUAUCGAAAAUACAUUCCCUUUUCCUCUAGGUUCUUAUCGGUAUUUUAUUAAUUGCUGUACCAUUUGGAAAAUGCAUUGUUGUACAUUUUAAAUAGUUGAUAUAUAUUGGC